Molecule: messenger RNA, 3239 nt
Organism: Thunnus maccoyii (southern bluefin tuna)
Lineage: Eukaryota; Metazoa; Chordata; Actinopteri; Scombriformes; Scombridae
Gene: mfsd6l
Product: major facilitator superfamily domain containing 6-like
Exons: 2
Coding region: 228-2048 (606 amino acids)
Cellular component (GO): membrane
Source: RefSeq, a predicted model, not a curated record
CUUGGACUUACAGUUGAACGCUUUCACCGUCCAGACGGCGACAGGUGCGCUCCUCUCUAAACAUAAAGAGACUAAAUCGCUGAUGUAAUGCAGAAAACCGAGAUGGAAAUUGACCACUAGAAAAGUAUACGAAACUUUGUCCGGGCAGAGGUCAAAAGCCGUUGUCCAAUCAGCUGCUUCAUGUGAAACCUAUUUGGAGACACUGUGAGCUGCCCAGGAGGACAAUCAUGAAGAGGAACAAGCAGAUAGACAUCAAGCGCGCCCUCGCUCUGGCCAGCACCUUUACCUUCCUGUGCUCCUGUGCCAAAGCAUGCCUGCUCCCCUUCCUCACCCUGUGCUUCAAACAGCUGGGCCUGACUCCUGCGAUGACCGGCGUCGUCAUGGGCACCAAGCACCUCAUAUCGCUGGUGUGGUGCCCCGCGAUGAGCCUGCUCUCCAAGCACUACAACAAGAGGCGAGCGGUGAUAAACGGCUCUCUGGUGUGUUCAGCAGCAGUCGCCCUGGUUCUGCUUUUUAUCCCCCCGACAGAUGUGCACACACAGGACAGCACCUGCAACAUGUCUGAGCAGAGUAGCAGUCCGACUCAAAGUGUGGCCGAUCACCUGCUCACGAGUAGCGUUGGACCCACGACAUCAUCGACUGGAAUUCACCCAAAAAUCAACACAGGUGCUGUUUCUCAGUCUGGUGUCACUUUUCCUGCAAAGACACUUGGUGAUACUGAAUCUGCUCCUGUUAUGACAAGCAAGCAUGAUAAGGAAAAACCUCAUCCUCAGUUGUCAGAAAAGAAUCUAUCUGUGGUUGUCGACAGCAGUCCUAGAGAGCCAAAGAUCAGCAGCUCCGUCGUGUUUCAUACCACCAGCCCUCUGGCAGCUUUACAGAGGAAUAAGCGGUCCAAUAUCAAAUCAGGUUCAAAGGAACAACCAAAGCAGGAGAAAGAGAAUCAUUUUGACUUAAUGAGCAGCUUGAAGGUGAUAUACAUCGAACACAAACUCUUCUUCUUGAUACUCAUCACCGUGUCCGUGUGGGAGUUAGCAUCAGCCCCUCUAGAGUGGACGGCAGACGACGGCCUGUAUGAAUAUCUAGAUUUUGCGGAUGCCUCGGACCGCUACAGCAGCACCAGGGUUUGGGGUUUACUGGGAGCAGCAUGUGGGGUCACAGGAGUGGGGUCGCUGGUUAGCCAGUUAAGCUGUCUCAUCAUAGCAGGUCAGAUACCCAGAAGCGCCAUGCAUGUCUUCUGCUACGCUGGUCUGGCAGCUGUGGCCCUGCCGGUGGCGACCUUCCUGCCUCUCCACCUGAACAAGAAGCGAGACAAGGCCAACGGGCUUCUCAAAGCUGUGCAGCUGGUGCGUGCCUCCCCCCACGCUCUGCUCUGCGCCAUCACCACCCUCCUGGUCGGGAUGGCGGGCUCGGCCGUGGAUAACUUCCUCCUGUGGCAGAUGCAGGGUUGUGGGAGCAGUGAGCUGCACAUGGGGAUGUCUCUAGGCCUUGCGCUGCUCUCACAAGCCGCCUUCCCUCUUCUGGUAGGCCGAGUGUCCAAGCUCCUCAGCCCAGGACGGGUGCUCGCAGUGGGGGCUGCAUGUCUGGGGUUGCAGUGCUUCUAUUACUCCUUCCUGUGGGCACCGUGGGCUGCACUGCCUGCUCAGUUGUUGAGCUGUUUCAGCAGCGGAGCCCUCUGGUGGGCUGUGAAGGUCCAGUGCGACAAUGUUGCCACGCCGGGGGCUGAGAGGAGUGUGAGGAGGGUCUACAGUACACUCUCUCUAGAGCUGGGACGCGGUCUGGGGAGCUUUGCUGGAGGAUUCGUGGUCCAGAGGUUUGGGCUGAAGUGGCUGUUCAGAGGAGUCGCAGUGGGUCUAAUGGUGUGGUGCGUGUGCCUGCCUCUGCUCCAGUGGAAAGCUCCUCGCCAGCGCAGGAUUAACUAUUCUCGCCUUUUGGCAGCUGAUGUAAGUGAAGCCAGCGACUCUGAGUCUGAACAGGAGAGAGACUGGCUGGAUAAAGCAAUGGAAGAUGACAAAAGCAAUAACAACUAUGGACGGAGGAUAAACCACUGAACUCCACAGUGUUUCAGCAUGAAAUGAUGCAUUAAAGCAUUUACUACAGCUGAUGGAGGGAAUUUAACUUCAUAGAAUAAUUUCUAUCAAUGUGGACACAGGAAUUAUUUUCCCCAGAAGGUUUGCACUCUCACUUAUAGACAUGUCACUCUUUAUAAAAGCGGGAUAAUCGAUUUCCCACUCUGAUAGGGGCAUGCUGACUUUUAACUCUCAUUACUACAACUUUUGCAUCAGAAUUAAAUGUUGUGGCAUCCCAUCUGUCUUAGUGUUUUAUCAGCCUGCAAGUGUCAGCCUCACUGAUGGAUUUGGGGAUUCGUCUCCGAGCCUCCUGAGUCCUUACAAAUUAACAUUUGCAUAAGCAGUCACUCUUCAUAAAGCAAACAAGGGAACAGGAUUAUGGGUGGGCAAAAGGAGGACUCGGUACCACCAGGCAAGUUCAACAGCUUAUGCAUGAUAACAAUAGGAACGCUGAAUCCUCUCACAGGGAGUGUAAAUACAAGACGUAUGCACAAGGUGAGGCUAAACCGCGCUGGCAUCCUGUUUCACCACACCCACAGUCAGUUUAUCUUUCUCUUAAGUCACCGCUGACUGCUUAUUUUGGAUUCUAAACAGUGUGACCUGAUAAAAUGAUUAACCAGUCUGCCUUCAGUUAUGUGUAUUUAACUGCAGCGCAUUCAAAUUGACCUCUGCAAAAAUGAACUGAGCUGUAAGAUUGUUGUGUUAUGCAGGCAUGUGCAGAUGUACAGUACCAGUCAAAAGUUUGUUGGACACAUCUUCCCAUUCUCUUGAAUGAGAAAACGUUUCUAAACUUUUGACUGGUACUGUAUGCAGAACAUUUAAAGGGCAUCUGUGUUUGCUAAAUCUGUGUCAGAAUAGCUGUGUCUGAUCUGUAUUUGAGUUAGUGCUAAACAUGCCUUGUGUCAAUAGAUUAAUUUGACCUGUUAGGAAACAAGAUAAUGCUUUUCACUCAGUCAUAUGAAGUUAGAAAUGUCAAACCUGUAAUUAUUACUUAAUUAUGCAAAAGAUAUGUAGACAUAAUGUUAUUAAUAUUAUUUUCCUUUGCCCAUAAAGUUUCAGUGUGGUCAAUAUCAGGGUUCACUGAGUUAUUUGGAAAACAGGUCUGUGCAUUUAUGUAAAAUUUGAAGCUGUUGCUGACAUAAAUACUGUGAAGAGUAAACUAAUAUGUUUUUA